Acanthaster planci (crown-of-thorns starfish) is the source of this 5667-nucleotide messenger RNA. Its product is annotated as guanine nucleotide-binding protein subunit alpha-13-like. The record is from RefSeq and is a predicted model, not a curated record. Gene Ontology annotation, molecular function: GTPase activity; G-protein beta/gamma-subunit complex binding; guanyl nucleotide binding. Gene Ontology annotation, biological process: adenylate cyclase-modulating G protein-coupled receptor signaling pathway; Rho protein signal transduction. Gene Ontology annotation, cellular component: brush border membrane; heterotrimeric G-protein complex; cytoplasm. NCBI's taxonomy places the organism in Eukaryota, Metazoa, Echinodermata, Asteroidea, Valvatida, Acanthasteridae.
GGUGUGGUAUGGGAACACAUUACAGCCAAAAUGGCGGCGAGUGUCUUUACGUGCUGUCUGUCUCCGCAGGAGAUGGAGGCAAAAUCCAAGAGUAAAGCCAUCGAUAAGGAACUGAGCAAGUACAAAUCCUACAUCAGGAGGGAAAUCAAGAUCUUGCUGCUCGGUGCCGGCGAGAGUGGGAAAAGUACUUUCCUGAAACAGAUGAAAAUCAUCCACGGACAGGAGUUCACGGAUGAUGAUGUGAAAGACUACCGCAAUAUAAUCUACUCGAACGUUAUCAAGGGGCUGAAAGUGUUGCAAGACGCCCGCAGCAAGCUACAGAUACCGUGGGGGGACGCGGCCAACGAGGAGCAUGCUACUCAGGUCAUGGGCUGCGACACAGCGCUGCUAGAACCCGCAGUUUUUGUGCAGUUUGUGCCGAAUUGCAGGGCACUUUGGGCCGACAGCGGAAUACAGGGAGCCUACGACAGAAGGCGUGAAUUUCAGUUGGCGGACUCAGUGAAGUACUUCCUGGAUGAAUUGGAUCGAAUUGGAAAGGAGAAUUACUUGCCCACCACGCAAGACAUCCUGUACGCUCGCAAGGCCACCAAGGGGAUCGUGGAGCAUGUCAUCGACAUCAAGAACGUGCCCUUCCGGUUCGUGGAUGUGGGCGGCCAGCGUUCCCAGCGCCAGAAGUGGUUUCAGUGCUUUGAGGGCGUAACCUCCAUCCUUUUCUUGGUCUCCUCCAGCGAGUUCGACCAGGUGCUGAUGGAGGACCGCAUCACCAACCGGCUAGUGGAGUCCUGCAACAUCUUUGAGACCAUCGUCAACCACAAGUACUUCUGCCGGGUCUCCAUCAUCCUCUUCCUGAACAAGACGGACCUCCUGGAGCAGAAGAUCAAGGUGGUCAACCUCAAGGACUACUUCGCCGCCUAUGAGGGCGAGCCCACGGACCUGAAGGCGGUGCAGAGCUUCAUCCUGCUCAUGUUUGACAUGCGGCGCCGGGACCGCAGCAAAUCGCUCUUCCACCACUUCACCACCGCCGUGGACACAAACAACAUUCGGUACGUAUUCUACGCGGUCCGGGACACGAUUCUCAAGCAGAAUCUGGAGGGCCUUAUGCUGCAGUAGCUGUUCCAGGUAGUGUGAGUCUUGCCUUCUCGACGAUGGUCGCCUGUGGCCUCGAAAAAAAAAAAGAAGAAAUUACUUAAUCUAUAUAUCCAGCAUUGAUGGAAAAAGCAUCAAAAUAUUUUUUCCUCUUGUUUUUCUUCAACUCUUGUGGAAAUCAUUGAGUCACAUUUACUGUGGAAUAUAAUAUAUAUAUAUUUAUAUCCCGCAAUACACUGCAAACAAAUGCAGAUCUUAAUGCAAGAUGAGGCUCAACCUGACAGCAAUACAGGUGUCUGAAAGCCUCAUGUAGAUGAGUUGCAGUAAAUGCCAGUUUAAUGCCGUUAAUCCUAACCUUCCCGGCCCCCUCCCCGCAUUCUUCAAAAUCCUACCAGUGGUUGUGGCAUUGAGGAAGGUGGAGUCUAUCCGUUCCAUGGGGCUUUACACCCUUCAAACAUUGAAUUCAAAUCUCAAUUUGCCAUGUGCUUCCUACGGAGUAGAGGAUUUGGGAAGGUUCAGGAAGAACGGUUAGUGUGUAAGGAUUAAUGCUGUUGUAAGGGAGUCUCUCACAACUCGGAGCAUUCCUGAGCCUUUUGAGAGUGCCCGUCUGAAACACAGCGUGCUCCUCAGGGGAAAAUUGUUGCCAGCUUCCUCUUGACUGCCGAGGGCUUUUCCUGGUACACAUGGGCAGAUGUUCCCACAUAGGCAGGCCUGUCGAUCCAGGCCAUUCCUGGAUAACCCUGGAACACUAAGAACAUACAGUUCAUGUACUAAAAGCCCCGAGUUCCUGAGACAUUCCCUUGUAGCUGGUUUAAAAAACUGGGGUUGAAUGAGCGAUGCUAAAAAAAACAUGAUUUUUAAUUCUCUGUCAGAAUGACUUCUUGGAUGGUAAAUUCAUGAACAAUUUAUCCUGAUUCAAGUACACUCAGACUGUCAUGGAGAACUCGGCAAGAAUUAACUACAAUACUGUUUUUUAUGUACAUAUAUUUUCCUUUAUUGAGAUACGUGUCUUUUUUAAAAAGCAAAAUAAGUGCAGACACUGAGAAAUGGCAUUGCCAUGCUGUAAAGGUUAAUAUUGUGUCUUGUGUUGGCUUUCUGUAUUUGUUUUAAAUUUAGAGUGUAGUGUAAAUCAUGUAAAAAGAUCUGGUGGAAUGACAAGGGAAGAUUUGUUUACUAUACCUACUUGUAAUGAAAGUAUUUGACUUUCGACAGUUGACUAAAGGGCUUUUAGCAUGUGUUAAAACCUGCGUUGCGAACAAAAGAUCAGUAUACUUAAUUCUUAUUUUUUAAAUAGUAUAAAGAUUUUUGAAAUAGUACAUGUGCAUGUAGAUUGUACAUGUAAUGUUUAGGCUGUGUCUAAAUUAAUGGUGUGGCUUGGAGUAGCACACAUGCCUGAUGGAAGUGGCUGCAGCCGCAUGGCGGUGGCUGUACCAUUGGAGCACUUGUUGUUCCCAGCCACUGCCACAACUUUGAGACACUGUGUAAGAUUCCCUCAUGCAGUGCCAGUGAUGCAUUGUGGGAUAUGAUAAGUCAACCCCAAAUUCUGCUGGCUCCUUCCAAGCCUAGAGCCCAGCCCCUGUUAUAUUACAUGGGGCUUGAUGGCCCAGGAAAGCUGGAGUACAAAGAUGGCUCUAUUAGAUUCCUAAUGGGUUUAUUUUGGAGGAACUCUGAAGAUUUUGAGCAAAAGGGAAAUAAAUCACAGGGCAUCGGGUCAAUGUGAUUCUAAGUCAGUGCACAUCCUCAAAUGUUUGCUGUAAAGUUUGUAUAUGCAGGCCUGUCUUUUCAAAUUUGUGAGGAAGGCUUCAUCAUACCUGUAAAUGUACGUAUAUUUGUAAAUCCUUCCAGCGGAAACAAAGUGAGACCACAGUCCUAGCAGAGUCUUGUACCGGGUAGUGGACAUACGCAGACAGACUUAGGCUGGGUUCUAAAAUGCUGCCUGUAAAGAAAUGUGAAGUACGGUAUGUCUGACUACGUGCGCAUGUACAUGUAUGCGGUGGAACUAUUUAUGUGUUUUUCAUUUAAUGAGUGGGAGUUCAUUUUACGAGUGGGAGGAUUGAACUCUCAGCCAGCUAACCACUCUAAUUAUCCAGUAGACAUAGCCAAUCAAGGGUUUUUAAUUUUGUUUUUUUUUCAAAGCUGAAAGGUAUUACAGUUGCCUCAUUAUUUACAAAAUUUUGCUCGGAAAACAAAAGCCUGUGGAAAUGGUAAAUCAUUAGGCCUACGUGUUGAGUAAAAUUUGUCGGACGUUCCUUUGGAUACAAGUGCAUGCUUCUCCAGGGGACUACCAUGAAGUUGCAGACAUCCAUGUACAUGUACAAUUCAAAAUAAUGCCUAGAGUUCUGACGGGCCGUGUUCCCAAAUGGGAUUGUUUCUCAACUGGGAAUGUUUUCACGUGCUCUUCCUGUGUUUGUAAGAGAAAUGCUCUAAGGUAUGGAAAGUAGCAUAGGUCAAUGUCAAACCAAACACUUGCAUUGUGUGGCUUUCACACUAAUUAUUGAACAUGCAUUGCGGUCUGCUCGUAACCUCAUUUCCUUCAGUCUACAAAAGACUUCCAUUUUUACUUGUAGCUUUGAAUUACUGUGGAAACCACAUGUGCCGAGGCCAGAGCUGAACUUCAAAGCCAGAUUUUGGCACCUUGAUCUACACAGACUGCAGUAACUGCACAUCUACAGAUCCGUACAAACUUUAGUCAGUGUGGGUCUGAAGACUCACACCGGGCGGUUGACACAUCUGUAAAUUCAUGGAGAUUCUAGGCUUGGCUAGAAUGUUUGCCUCUUCCCUUUCCCCCUAAAAAUCUACAAAAAUCCAUCCAGAAUUGUUAGUGGUGGUAUGCUGGAGCAGCUCUGUUGCUGAUUAACUUAUCUUUACAAAUAAACCAGGGCAGCGAGUACUGCAAGAAUUAUAAGAGCUCUGUAGAAAAAAUUCUUUUCUGCCCAGAAUUGCCUGAUCUUGGAACGUUGGCAUUGCCGUUAUAUUGUUGGGAGGGGGAGGGGACAAAACCACUUUUUUUCUAGGGGGAAAAAUUUCCAGGAUGGGGAGAGGACAAGGCACUCAUCAGCAACAAAGUUAUAAACCACUAAUAGUACAAGGGAUUCCAUUUUGAAAUUUGUUUUUUUCAAGCAAAUUGGUGAUCUUCAUACACUUUCAUCUCAUUCCUUUUGGUUUUUUACCAUUUUUUCUUUCAUUGUUUCCCCCCGGAACAGCAAUUGCGCCCCUUGCCUCCUACCCCCCCAUGCCUAUGUCUCCAUGAAUCAACGCUCUGCAUGGGGAACUAGAAGUUGCCAUUACGUAGAGUUGACCCCCCCCAAAAAAAAGUCACAAAUGAAGUUUCAGGAAUAUCAUUUCUCUCUGAUACCUGUGCAGUAACAUUUUUUAAAGCGUAAUUCUGUCAAUUACAUACAUGUGCUGCAUUUUCUGUGGUGAAAAUGAGAGGGGGGAGGUUGUCUUUUGUUUUUACAAGUUAGACCCAACUUUCUUUAUCCCGCUUACAAAUGCAAAGAAGAAGAAAUCUGCACCUGCAUCUUGAAAUGGGCUUUCAUUUCUGCCGUUUUAGUUCAUUAGGGUCAUGAAUAUUUAUGUGAUGACACAGGGAGUUUUCAUAAAACAAGUGUGCCAUACGUAAAUCAUUGAAUUUUAAUGUGUUUUUCUGUUUUGUAUUAAAGGAGCUCUGUGUUAAUAUGCAGAUUAAGUUGUCGUAUUAUAUUAUAUAUACCAUACAUGUAUUUCCAAAUAAGAGAAAGUGGGAAACAAUUCCACGUUUGAAUGUUCUUGUCCUACUUCAGAUAUGUAUUGUACAUUUCUGGCAGCUACAUGUGUACAUGUACAUGUAUUAUGUAUCUACAAUACAUUGUACAUGUACAAGCAAUACAGAAGAUCAAAGUGGCAUUUUGAGACACGUUCGUACAUGUAUCUGUGAAGAAAAGAGAAUGCUGGAUGUACAAAGUUGCGCUUUUGAAAAUAAACCACAUCAGAGGUGAAAGCAAGCGGGACAGAUUUUGAGUCGCUUGGGGCUGUGAAUUUGUGAGUGGUGCAAGUUGUAUAUGCAUGUGUGCUUCUUUUGUCACACUGUACAUGUACACAUGCAUAUAAACCACUGACUGAGCGUUGGUGAAGGGGGGGUGACAUUAAAAUGCAGUUAUACCCGGUAGAUGAUAGAUAAAAACUUCAUUUUUCCCCCUUGGGGAACUUCAAAGACAAUAGAGCGCCUUUCAUUUUCAUUGUAUAUAAGUAUUUCUGUUAAAUUUCUGUACAUACAUGUACACUUUUCUAGCCUGAAUACAUAGUAAAUUCAUGUAGUCCGUACAUGCAUGAGACGGUCGUCUGUGUUCCUAGCAGGUUACUGUCUUUCGUUUCUCUCUUCACCUUUUUUUGCACAUUCAGUGUGGAUUCUUGAAAAUGAGUCCAGGAUGACGAUAGAAAUGUAAGCAUUUCCGUUUCUUUGGCUGAUUAGGUGUAGGUCCUAACAGUUCAGUACUAGUAUUAUUUGGUCGUAGAGUAUUACGCAGGAAGUUGAGUGGUGAAGAGCAUGCUGGGAUUGCACGGUGUUCAUGUACAUUAAAUGUGGUAACUUUUGUUCUCAAC